Oncorhynchus nerka (sockeye salmon) is the source of this 831-nucleotide messenger RNA. RefSeq names its product histidine-rich glycoprotein-like. The transcript is spliced from 2 exons. NCBI's taxonomy places the organism in Eukaryota, Metazoa, Chordata, Actinopteri, Salmoniformes, Salmonidae. Bases 1 to 831 code for a protein of 276 amino acids. The record is from RefSeq and is a predicted model, not a curated record.
AUGACUCCGCAGCACGAGACAACCUUUAGGUCAUCACUGGCCCAUCACCGGAAGCUCAUCACCGUCCAUCACCGCGGAAGAUCAUCACUGUCCAUCACCGCCCAACACCAUCCAUCACCGGAAGCUCAUCACUAUCCAUCACCGCCCAACACCAUCCAUCACCGCGAAGUUUACUACUGUCCAUCACCAUCCAUCACCGAAGCUCGUAUCACCGCUCAUCACCGCAGUAGCUCAUCACCGCCCAUCACUAUCCAUCACCGUGCGGAAGCUCAUCACCGCCCAUCACCAUCCAUCACCGUGAAGCUCAUCACCGCCCAUCACCGCCCAUCACCGGAAGCUAUCACCGUGAAGCUCUUACCGUCCAUCACCAUCCAUCACCGAAGCUAUCACCGCCCAUCACCGCAGCUCAUCACCGCCCAUCACCAUUCAUCACCGCGUGAAGCUAUCACCGCCCAUCACCGCGGAAGUUUCUUCACCGCCCAUCACCGCGAAGCUCAAUACCGCCCAUCGCGGAAGCAUCAAUACCGCCCAUCACCGCGGAAGCUCAUCACCGCCCAUCACCGCGGAAGCUCAUCACCGCCCAUCACCGUGAAGUCAUCACCGCCCAUCACCGAAGUCAUCACCGCCCAUCACCGUGAAGCCUCAUCACCGCCCAUCACCGCGGAAGCUCAUCACCGCCCAUCACCGCGGAAGCUUAUCACCAUCCAUCACCGCGGAAGCUCAUCACCGCGAAGCUCAUCACCAUCCAGCACUGUGAAGCUCAUCACUGCUAUCACCGCGAAGAUCAUCACCAUCCAUCACCGUGAAGCUCAUCACCGUCCAUCACCAUGA